CAGCCCGCUGCUAGGAGUGACCCUCCCGGCAGGCCCCCCUUUGUGACGUGGCCCCCAGCCUCCGCCCGAGCUCAGUCUCGGGCAGGUGAGUCCCCAGCCCAGCGCCCCGCGGAGCAGAGCUGGGCCAUGGCGGAGGCGGCCGGGACGGUGGCCGGGACCGGAGCAGGGGCAGAGGCUGUGGCCGGGACCGGGGCCGGAGCCGAGGCGGCGAAGGCUGAGCCCAGUGGCGGAUCCCCAGGCGCGGACGUUAAAGCCCAGCAGCCCCCGGAGAAAAUCCUCGCGGCACCGCCGAGGCGGGACUCGCGCUCGGUGCUCCAAGUGUCCCAGCUGCUGCUCGGGGCCAUCGCCUCGCACCGGCGGCUGACGGUGGCCGCGCUCCGGAGGGAGCUGGGGAACGCGGGCUACGAGGUGCGCGGGAACUGCCGGCGCCGCUCCAGCGCCGCGCGCCCGGCCGGCGUCCCCGGCACCCUCAUCAGGGUCAGCGGCAGCCACACCUCCGGCUACUUACGCGUCUGGAAGCCUCCAAAGCCCAAGAGGAAGCCGGGGCGCCCGAGGCUGGAGGAGGGCGCUCGGUCCUGGAGGACCCCCUCGGGGCUGCGGAGCCCGCGGAGGCGCCGCCGCGUGCGCUGCCGCAAGGCGGCCCGGCGGGCCCGGGAAGUUUGGAGGCGGAGCGCGAGGGUCCGCAGCGCCCUGCGGAGGCUGAGGCCGAGAGUCGGGGGCCAGGUGCGUUCCAGGGCCAAGGACUCGAGGGCCAAGGUGAUGGACCGGGGGAGAGGGAGGACCGUGAGAGAAGACAGGUCUCGGUCCCGGGGGAGGAGGCCCAGGGGAGAGAAGAAGCAGGACCCUGAGAAGCCGGUGAAACGCACCAGCCAGAGGUCAGCUUCCGUUAAAACUGGCCCCAGGGCUGCGCGCACCGGCGGCCGCUGUACCUGAGCCCGCGGAAUCCAGCGCGGAAUCCUCAGUGUGGGAGCAACUUCCCUUCCUCCAGGCACAGAGCCUUUCCCCAGAUGCUUCCCAUUAGAGCCGCUCUCACACUCGCUGAAAUGGACAAACUAUUCACAAGACCUUUCAAAUCACCA
This is a messenger RNA of Eptesicus fuscus (big brown bat), 1079 nucleotides long. Its product is annotated as testis-specific H1 histone. The transcript has a single exon. The coding region runs from base 127 to 933 and encodes 268 amino acids. NCBI's taxonomy places the organism in Eukaryota, Metazoa, Chordata, Mammalia, Chiroptera, Vespertilionidae. The record is from RefSeq and is a predicted model, not a curated record.